Messenger RNA from Synchiropus splendidus (mandarinfish), 1077 nucleotides. RefSeq names its product ADP-ribosylhydrolase like 1 (gene adprhl1). Bases 1 to 1077 code for a protein of 358 amino acids. Gene Ontology annotation, biological process: protein de-ADP-ribosylation. Gene Ontology annotation, molecular function: magnesium ion binding; ADP-ribosylarginine-[protein] hydrolase activity. The record is from RefSeq and is a predicted model, not a curated record. NCBI's taxonomy places the organism in Eukaryota, Metazoa, Chordata, Actinopteri, Syngnathiformes, Callionymidae. The transcript has 6 exons.
AUGGAGAAGUUCAAGGCUGCCAUGGUGCUGAGUGGAGUUGGCGAUGCUUUGGGAUAUAGAAAAGGUCGCUGGGAAAGCUGCACAUCGGGCAAGAAGAUCCAGGAGGAGCUGGCUUCUCUCGGGGGUCUUGGUGCCCUCAGACUGGACCCAGAUAACUGGCCCCUGAGCGACACAACCUUGAUGCUCAUGACAACAGCAGAGGCUCUGAUAACCGACUACUGGUGUCUGGAGGACCUCUACCGUGAGAUGGUGCGGCUUUACGUGGAAGCCAUGGUGUCUCUUCAGGGCCGCGCUCCUGAUCCUGCCACAGUGGAGGGCUGCGUUCAUCUUAAACCUCACAACUAUCUGCUGGCCUGGCAUACACCCUUCAACGAAAAAGGCUCGGGGUUCGGGGCUGCAGCUAAAGCCAUGUGUAUCGGGAUGAGAUACUGGCAGCCUGACAGACUUGACAGCCUUGUGGAGGUCAGCAUUGAGGUGGGCCGAAUGACCCACAACCAUCCCACAGGUUUUCUGGGUUCAUUGACAACAGCACUGUUUGCUUCAUAUGCAAUUCAAGGGAAACCUGUAGUGUCCUGGGGCCGUGAACUCAUGAAGGUGAUCCCUCGGGCUGAGGAGUACUGCAGGAAGACCAUUCGACACAUGGCAGAGUACCAAGAAACAUGGUUUUACUUUGAAGCAAAGUGGCAGUUUUACCUGGAGGAGAGAGAGAUUGAGAAGGAGGGACAGAACAAACCGGUGUCCUCCGGUCACUACGAUGCCGAUGAGACCGACAAGGUGUACAAGCGCUGGAGCUCCGAGGGGCGUGCAGGCCGACGUGGGCACGAUUCCCCGAUGAUUGCAUAUGACAGUCUGCUAUUCGCUGGGAGUGACUGGGCAGAGCUCUGCAGAAGAGCCAUGUUCCACGGAGGUGAAGGGGAGGCCACAGGGCUGAUAGCUGGCUGUCUGUAUGGACUUUUGUACGGGACAGGUCAGGUUCCCUCCAGCCUGUGCCAGGAGCUGGACAAAAGACAGCGCUUGGAGGAGCUGGGGGAGGCGCUUUACAAGGCAGCGUCCGCAGAGAAGUGCUUUGACAAGUAA